Molecule: messenger RNA, 1359 nt
Organism: Cadophora gregata
Lineage: Eukaryota; Fungi; Ascomycota; Leotiomycetes; Helotiales; Ploettnerulaceae
Exons: 1
Coding region: 151-1359 (402 amino acids)
Source: RefSeq, a predicted model, not a curated record
CAACCGUUCACGAGGCGAACAACUGAAAUAGCGGAACAUAUCUGUUGAGAAACCCUCCUUUCAUUCUCUUCCGCCAUUGAACUGCAAGUUCGUACUCCAGCGCUUUGUAUCAGGGAUCAGAUACCUACAUCCAGGCACCAGCCAGCGUCAAUGGCAAGCUCUGUCGAUCACUGGAAAUCAUUCCAGAAGUGGGAAGAUAAUGAAGAACACACCAAAAGCAUUGCAAAGCUACUUGCGGCGGCCAACUUCCCUAUCCUUUGUAGCACUGCACUCAAACUCCGCGCAGAGACUGACAACAAGAAUACCUCCAGUUCUUUGAAAUGCACCAUCGAUCCCACUCGAUUUGCAGGCGGUAUGCAAAAUCUCGUCUUGGAAGUGAAAUUCUCAGAUGGAAUAUCUUGGAUCGUUCGCAUACGAUUUCCCAACGAUAGUGACAGUCGCGAUGAGGUUGAGGAAUCUAUACUCAGCGAAGUCGCAACAAUGACAUACAUCCGUGUCAACACAAACAUCCCAGUACCCGAAGUGUAUGGCUACGAUGUAUCUCCCUCGAAUGCAUUUGGGUUCCGAUAUGUCUUGAUGGAAAUGUUACCCGGUAGGAUCAUUGAUCAUGAUUCGAAGAACUCGAUUCCGACAAAGAAAUGGGCUGCUCUUGCGGAUCAACUGGCGGAAUACAUGUACCAGUUGAGUAAGCUUCGUUUCUCAACCAUUGGUCGUCUACUCGGUGCCGAUAAAACCCACUUGGAAGAAUACAUCUCCCCUAUCGGUGGCGGAGAACCAGUCACCACUUCUCUCGAAUACUUCUACACCCACCGGCAAAACCACACACAACUGAUCAAAUCUGACCACGAAGGCGACGAUGACUGGGCGACUGCAGCAUGGAUACUCGAACAAGCGGUCCCUGCGAUGGUUGUCCCUGAGUUCAGUCAUGGUCCAUUCCCACUUUGCCAUGUUGAUCUGCAUUUUGAGCACAUUCUCGUAGAUGCGGAUCUCAACAUCACGGGGAUAAUCGACUGGUCGAAGGUGCAAACUGUGCCGGUUGAGAGAUUCACGGUCAUGCCUGAGAUUGCGAUGUUUCUUGGUGCGAGUCAUGAAGUGACAACUAGGAUAGGAAACUUUCGACAGGCGCUGAAAGAUGGGUUGAGGAAGAGGGAGAUUAAGGGGAGGAGGGAUGUGGAGAUGCCGUUGAUCUCGGAUUUGAUUGGAACACCGAGGUGGGAGAUCAUUUACAGUUGUCAUUAUAGUCAUCACUCGAGGGCUUUGACAGAUGUACGACUGGUCAUGCAGCAGAUAUAUGGGAGUAGAGCGAGGUUUAGGGACUUUGUGGAGUUUUACAGAAAUGCACCGAUCCAUACAGAGUAG